Oryza sativa Japonica Group (Japanese rice) is the source of this 1851-nucleotide messenger RNA. RefSeq names its product probable ADP-ribosylation factor GTPase-activating protein AGD11. Gene Ontology annotation, molecular function: phospholipid binding; GTPase activator activity. NCBI's taxonomy places the organism in Eukaryota, Viridiplantae, Streptophyta, Magnoliopsida, Poales, Poaceae. The record is from RefSeq and is a predicted model, not a curated record.
CUCCCAAAAGCUUCACAGCCUAUUCUUGGCCAGUUGCUUCGCCCUCAACCGAAACAAAGAAAAAAAAAGGGAGAAAGAAGAGGGAAAAAGAAAAAGGAAAAAAAGGGAAGAAGGCACGCACAGGGAAGCAAUAGCAACGAAUUCAACCAACCAACCAACCAACCCUUCUGCUGCUUCAAUCGAUCGGCAACAAAUCUUUCUGGGUGGUCUGGUGCUCAACUCCCCCAUCGCCAUUUUAUGCCCGAACCUGUUUCUCCAGCCAAUUUGAUGAGGAUUAAUUUCCAAACGGGCUCCGAUCGAUCUCCAUGAUUAACCAUCCGGCGUGGUGAUGAGCCGCCGCCGCCGCAUCGUCGUCGUCUCCCGAUGCAUCGCCAGGACGUGAGGACGAAGGAGGCCGAGGAGGAGAGGAUGGAGGAGAACAAUCUCCUGCAUUUUCUAGAUAGCCCAAACGCGCAUUACAGAAGGAAAUGUGAAGAAUACGUAUCCGCGCAUGAUGAUGAAGCCCAUUGCGAUGCAUCAGAUGUAGAUCUGGCCAAUGCAAGGGAAAGAUUGGAGCAUCUGUUGAAACAACCUGCCAACAAGUUCUGUGCAGACUGUGGUACCCCUGAUCCAAAAUGGGCGGCCUUGCCUUUUGGUGCGUUGAUUUGCAUAAAGUGCUCUGGAACUCAUAGAAGUCUUGGAGUACACAUAUCAAAGGUAAUUUCCGUGAAUCUAGACGAAUGGACAGAUGAAGAGGUCAAUUGUUUAGCUGGUUCAGGUGGAAAUGCUACGGUGAACACAAGAUAUGAGGCCUUUUUGCCAGAGAACUUUAAAAAGCCCAGACAUGAUUGCACAACAGAGGAGCGUUGCAAUUUCAUUAGGAAAAAGUACGAGUUUCAACAGUUUGUGACUGAUCCACAGUUUUCAUGCCCUUUACGAUUGAAUACCAAACACGCACCAGACAAGAAUCAGCAGCAGCAAAACUGCAGUGCGCGACAUGGUUUUGGCCAUGCUUUUAGGAAUAGCUGGAAGAGAAAGGACACAGAUAACAAAGGACUAAAGAAAAUGACGGAUGUGGGUAUGGUGGAAUUUGUUGGAUUAAUUAAGGUUGAUAUUAGACGGGGCACAAAUCUUGCUGUUCGUGAUGUGAUGUCAAGUGAUCCAUAUGUUAUGCUUAACCUAGGACACCAAACCAUGAAAACGAAGGUGAUAAAGAACACCCUGAAUCCUGUAUGGAAUGAAAGACUAAUGCUAUCGAUCCCUCACCCGGUGCCGCCUCUUAAAUUGCAAGUGUUCGACAAGGACACGUUCAGCUCCGACGACCGGAUGGGCGAUGUGGAGGUGGACAUCCAGCCGCUGAUCGCCGCGGCGCGAGAACACGAGAGCUCGGCCGCCAUCGCCGGCUCGGUGGAGGUCACGAAGCUGCUGGCGAGCGACGACGGCACGCUGGCCAGGGACAGCGUCAUCUCCGUCGUCGACGGCAAGGUGAAGCAGGACAUCGCGCUGAGGCUCCAGAACGUGGAGCACGGGGAGCUGGAGAUCGAGCUCGAGUGCGUGCCGCUCAGCCAGUAGUAUAGCUAUAGCUGCUGUACACAUUUUAUUGCUACUAUAGCUGGCCGGGAUGAAAAAUGCUCGAUCUGCAUUCGCUGUGGGUUGUGUGAUCAUAUGCAUGGAGCUUAAUUUGCUUCUGUGUUUUACUCCAUGCCUGUAUACUUUGUCAAGUUGUGUCAUGUUGAGGGCUUAAUGUUCAUGUCAUCGUGUAUUAAUUAGAUAUGGUUUGUAUAGGUAGGAAAUUAAGGGGGAAAUGGAUCGUCUAAAACAACUCUAAUUUUAGGCUUCAAUGUUGGUUUUGGCUGAUUCUUUGUUAUCCUU